AGUUUUCAAAUUCUUAACGGAAUGCGCGGUGAUUGGCGAAGAAGACAAAGUUGUGUUAUUCAUUGUAACCUUUGAUGAUAUGAUUUUAUGUGUUAUGUAAUAAGUGAUUUAAAGCCUCAUUAUGGAUGUGAGCCAUUUAAAAAUCGGAAUCAACGUUGACAUUCAACGUACAGAUGGUCGUAUCCACUCUGCAGUUAUCAGCGGGACAAAUAAUGAAGCCAAGAGUGUCACAGUUGAGUGGUUUGAACGAGGCGAGACCAAAGGCAAAGAGAUUGAGGCAGACGCAAUAUUUUCUCUCAAUCCUCACUUGAUGGAGAAGGCUGCCGGAAGUAGAGAUACUCACUCCUCCCAGAAUCAUGAUGAUGAUGAUGAAGAAUAUACCAAUGGCAGUGUUAGUCCAUCGGAACAGGUGCUGCCCCCUGCUGGCAGGGGACGUGGAAAAAAGGUCAAAGCAUAGCCAUAUCCCUGUUCCAUAAUAAUCACGUUUUCUUUGUUGUAGAGCAAAAUAUUCUAAUAUUACCUUACAGUGUAUAAUACUUGUACAUAUAUUGGGUUGAAGUGCAUGGUUAUAUGACAUUGUUAAGGAUUGUGGUGAUAAGUCGAUCAAAGUCAGUUACUAUUAAAACAGAUUUGGUUAGCUGUAAAGUAGAUGAUGAAAGGUGUGCAAGAUCGAAAAUUUCAGUGUUAAUUAGUCGAAAGCAUCAGAUACAGUAUUUCUUUGAGAUUUGGCUUGUAACUCUAGCAAUGAAAUUUGCUUUCAUGCAGAGAAGUAAAUUUAAUGAAAUUCUUCUUGAAAUGUUUCGCGUAUGCAUUUUUCAAUAAAGUUCUUUCUAGAUGAAAACUUUUGCAAGGGUAGAACUAGACAAGCAUGACCAAUGAAUGGGCUCAUUUUACAUGGCAUAGUCUGUCAUUAGUACACCUAUAUAUGCCUAAAAUAAGACACAAAAGGAGAUCUAACAUAUUUCAUGUUGAAGACUUUGUGUUGUCUUUGAAAAAUUGGACAGAGUACUUUUUCUUCAAAACUUGAAUUGUUUAAAGGGAGAAAUGACACUUUCAGUUAAAUUUGUUGUUUAUAAGUAAAAUUGUAUUGUCCAAACUAUACAUGUAUUUAAAUGUUCUUUGAUUGACUGAUGAAACAGAAUUUGAAGAGAUUGUUAUGAAAAC
This is a messenger RNA of Mercenaria mercenaria, 1164 nucleotides long. RefSeq names its product kinesin-like protein KIF2A. The record is from RefSeq and is a predicted model, not a curated record. Bases 122 to 457 code for a protein of 111 amino acids. The transcript is spliced from 4 exons. Lineage: Eukaryota; Metazoa; Mollusca; Bivalvia; Venerida; Veneridae.